Messenger RNA from Penicillium brasilianum, 1278 nucleotides. The record is from the annotation of a GenBank genome assembly. Lineage: Eukaryota; Fungi; Ascomycota; Eurotiomycetes; Eurotiales; Aspergillaceae.
AUGGCCGAUAUUACCAAUGUUACCGAGUCAAUGCGAAAGAUCAACUUGCACGAUGUACUCGAAGAACCAGAGCAGUUGGUAUUCAGUCCCCACCUCGAUGAUGGUGUAGCAGAAAAAGUCAUGAAUAACGUUCCUCGCUAUCUCUUUCGGGUGGCUACACCCAAAUCGGACGGAAUGACGAAUGAAAUAUGGGUUCGGUCGGAUGCGGCCCUCAAGGAUAGAACAGCUUCGAUGGAGGACAUUUUCUACAACUUGAAUACCAAGAAGCGAACAGAGGUAGCCAAGAUACUCAACAUGCAUCUCAGGUGGAAAAAGAAAGAGAGUCUGUUAGACAAUUUCGUGUCGUGGACUAGCUCGCUCCUCUUCGCAAUCCAGUACAUCUACUAUCGACACCAUACCGACGACACACCUCUUGAAGAGAUCAAGUUGUUCGUCAUCGAUACAUCAAUGUUUCCUAGAGGAACAUUCAUGAGAGAUUUGGAUUUGAUAGAUAUCUUUUAUGACUAUAACAAACGUCUGAGAAGCUUCCGAUCUCUGCGCAAGGGAGGUACAUACUAUUUUGGAGAAUAUCUUUCGCAGGGGUCAUUGAAAAUCGAGAGCAAAUGUCAAUUGAUCUCUGCGGAUUUGAUCUUCGAGCAGGAUAGGCUUCGUCGCAUCCAGCCUCAUUUCGCUUCUAUAAGGAGCAGAACCUCGGAAUGGGCCAAGCCCGUUGAUCGUCUUCGUCGAGAUAUCUGGUCAGGUCCCGCUUUGGAUUCCAUCACCUCGACAGAAAUGGGUGAUCGCUUGCAGGCUAUUGAAGAAAUCAUGUCGCAUAUUUCUGCUCGCUGGCAAUUCCCUGUUGCGGUAUAUUUUGCAGCACUCAUCGGUGCGGAAACAUCAAGCAAUGAUCAAGGAAGCGCAGAUGACGAUGUAUUAUUUGCAAAGUUUCAUUCUGGCGCUUUUGGCUAUCUCCAAGGAAUGCACGAAUUCCGACCAUCAAACUUCAAAAUUAUCGCACCGGAUACAACCCCCGAGUUGAAGCAAGUCGAAAAAUUGGCUCGGGAGAUAUAUAAGUAUUCAUUUUUAAGAAGAGCACGGGACCGUCUGUACCAUGCCGAAUUGAUUAUCCGUACAUUGCACACCGGAAGCCUUUCUCUCGAGAAUGGACAUGGUUCUGUUACAGCUGACCCGAACCCGGUGCUGACUCGAGCUAGUCAAGCGGUUGUGUUAAAGCUUCGGCGGGUAGAGAUGAUGUGUCAUGAGCUGGCAAUGGCGCUUUCAUUCGAGGAUGAUGAGUAG